Messenger RNA from Lachancea meyersii CBS 8951, 1344 nucleotides. Lineage: Eukaryota; Fungi; Ascomycota; Saccharomycetes; Saccharomycetales; Saccharomycetaceae. The record is from the annotation of a GenBank genome assembly.
AUGAUACGCCGGUUGCUGCCGCGUGGCUCGACUUGGAUGCCGCUCGGAUUGCCUCAGGCUACUAUCAAACAGUCUUUCGUGCGACUACGGUCGUCGUACAUACCUCAAUCGAGUGCUAGAGUCAAACGCGUCAAGACUAAAGAAGAGCUGGCGAAGGAAAAGUUAGAAGAACAACUUAAGUCCGACAACCGUUUUGUAAGAUGGGGUGCUAUUGCGAGAACUGAAAAAUUCACAAAGGGGAUGACGAAAUACCUUAUCGGAGCCUACGUGUUCUUCUUGAUAUAUGGUCUAUUCUUCAUGAAGAAAAUGUAUGCAAAGGAAAAAGAACUGGAGAAGCUGGAGGCUAGACAAUUAGAAGGCAGGGCCAACGAAUUCGAAAGUCUACGGAUCAAGGAACUAAGGGGAAAGCUAAGAACCCGAGAUGAGCGGAAAUUGGCACAAUAUCGGGAAAUGCAAUGGGACGAAAACCAGGACUCGUCUCAGUACGACAACAUUACGCUUGAAAAUAAUGAUGAGAACAAAACAAACAAGCAGAUUCUACCCGCUCGUGAUACCACCGAUUUUUACGAUUUCAAGGCUUCCGAAUACGAUGAAGGCGUGAAUUUUGAAGAAAAGGCUAUUUUUAUGGGUAAGAGACGUAAAUGGCUGAUGAAACACUGUCAAGGCGAUGUUUUGGAGACUGCCUGCGGUACAGGAAGAAAUUUGAAAUACGCAGACCUGACGAAAAUUAACUCAAUCACUUUUCUAGACGCUUCUGAAAAGAUGAUGGAGCUCACUCACGACAAAUUUCGCAAGGAGUUUCCGAACUUCAAGAAAGCGGCCUUUGUUGUCGGUAAAGCCGAAAACCUCGUUAAUCUGGCUGCGGGGGGUGAGGGUCAAGGAGUAAACCCUGAGACAAGAGUCAAGUACGAUACCAUUAUAGAGGCUUUCGGCUUGUGUUCUCUAGAAGACCCCGUUAGGGCCUUGCGAAAUUUCGAAAAGCUUUUAAAGCCUGGCGGAAGAAUUGUCUUGCUGGAGCAUGGAAGAGGUACUUACAGCUUCAUCAACAAAAUUUUAGAUGAUAGAGCAGAGAAGCGUCUGGAAACAUGGGGCUGUCGGUGGAAUUUGGAUCUGGGUGAGAUUUUAGAUGACUCUGGAUUGGAAGUCGUCGAGGAAAACAGAACACACCUGGGUACAACUUGGUGCAUUGUUGCCAAAAGGAAAGGAGAUCUCAAGAAGAAUGAGGAAGUCGGGUUUGUCGAGAAGUAUUUCAGCUCGAGCAUUAAGAAAAAAAUCGAAGCUUACGAAAAUACCAGCACUUCUAAUCAGUCAAAUAACGGCAACGUCCCUACCAGUGAUAAAUAG